This is a messenger RNA of Arachis ipaensis, 1112 nucleotides long. NCBI's taxonomy places the organism in Eukaryota, Viridiplantae, Streptophyta, Magnoliopsida, Fabales, Fabaceae. The record is from RefSeq and is a predicted model, not a curated record.
CAAUUCAGAGGCCAAAAUAGAGCAAAUCCUUUGAUAAUUGUUGUUUUAGAUUUUCAUCAUACUAAUGAUAAUGUCUUCGUUCUCAUGGGUUACUGCUCUAUUGCUUCUUCUAUACACAGCUAACCUUCGCUUGGCAGAUGCUCAAAUUGGUGUUUGCUAUGGUAUGCUGGGGAACAAUCUACCAGCAGCAAACGAAGUGAUAGAUGUUUACAGAUCAAACAACAUCAAACGAAUGAGACUCUAUGAUCCCAAUCAAGCUGCUCUACAAGCACUUAGAAACUCCGGCAUUGAACUCAUUCUUGGAGUUCCAAACUCUGAUCUUCAAGGCCUUGCCACAAACUCUGAGAGCGCACGCCAAUGGGUGCAAAGAAAUGUGCUAAGCUUUUGGCCUAGUGUCAAAAUCAAGUACAUUGCAGUUGGUAAUGAAGUGAGACCUGUUGGAGACUCCACUUCAUGGAUGGCUCAGUAUGUUCUCCCAGCAAUUCAGGUGCACCAUUACUAACCAACGUUUAUCCUUACUUUAGCUAUAAAGAUAACCCACGUGACAUAUCACUAUCCUAUGCUAUUUUCACAUCACCAAAUGUUGUGGUACAAGAUGGUCAAUAUGGGUACCAGAAUCUUUUUGAUGCUAUGUUAGAUGCAGUGCAUGCUGCCAUUGAUAACACUGGAAUUGGUUUUGUUGAGGUUGUUGUGUCUGAGAGCGGGUGGCCCUCAAGUGGAGAUUUUGGUGCAACUUAUGAUAGUGCCCAGAUUUAUUUGGAUAAUUUGAUUCGUCAUGUUAAUAGGGGUACUCCAAGAAGGUCUUGGAAGCCUACGGAAACUUAUUUAUUUGCCAUGUUUGAUGAGAACCAGAAGAAUCCAGAGCUAGAAAAACAUUUUGGACUUUUCUUUCCUAACAAACAGAAGAAGUAUUCAUUUGGAUUUGGUGCAGAAAGGGGAUUGGAAUUCUUUAAUGCAACAAUUCCAUUGAAGAGUGACAUCUGAGGUUGGCAUCCAUGUUGGUGUGGUUUUUGUUUUCGCUUCCUUUUUUAUAGUUACUAUGAAAAAGUUUGGCUUGGGUUAAAUUAGUGCAUGCAAAUGUAUUUAGAUAUAUGAGAAACCAUGUUGCGCAA